This is a messenger RNA of Acomys russatus (golden spiny mouse), 1693 nucleotides long. Its product is annotated as intestinal-type alkaline phosphatase. Gene Ontology annotation, cellular component: plasma membrane. Lineage: Eukaryota; Metazoa; Chordata; Mammalia; Rodentia; Muridae. Gene Ontology annotation, molecular function: alkaline phosphatase activity. Gene Ontology annotation, biological process: dephosphorylation. The transcript has 11 exons. The record is from RefSeq and is a predicted model, not a curated record. Bases 1 to 1677 code for a protein of 558 amino acids.
AUGCAGGGAGCCUGGGCGCUGCUGCUGCUGCUGGGCCUCAGGCUACAGCUGUCACUUAGCUUCAUCCCAGCGGAGGAGGAGGACCCAGCUUUCUGGAACCAAAAGGCAAAGGAGGCCCUGGAUGUCGCCAAAAAGCUGCAGCCUAUUCAGACGUCAGCCAAGAACCUCAUCAUCUUCCUGGGGGACGGCAUGGGGGUACCCACCGUGACAGCUACUCGGAUCCUAAAGGGACAGUUGAAUGGUCACCUAGGACCUGAGACACCCCUAGCCAUGGACCGCUUGCCAUAUAUGGCUCUGUCCAAGACAUACAGUGUGGACAGACAGGUCCCAGACAGUGCAAGCACAGCCACCGCCUACCUGUGUGGGGUCAAGACCAACUACAAGACCAUAGGUGUGAGUGCGGCUGCACGGUUCGACCAGUGCAACACCACAUUUGGCAAUGAGGUCUUCUCUGUGAUGUACCGUGCGAAGAAAGCAGGAAAAUCUGUAGGGGUGGUGACCACCACCAGGGUGCAGCAUGCCUCUCCAGCAGGCACGUAUGUUCACACGGUGAACCGCAACUGGUAUGGGGAUGCCGACAUGCCUGCCUCAGCUUUAAAGGAAGGCUGCAAAGACAUUGCUACACAGCUCAUUUCCAACAUGGACAUUAAUGUGAUCCUUGGUGGGGGCCGAAAAUACAUGUUUCCUGCGGGAACCCCAGAUCCCGAGUAUCCAAAUGAUGUUAAUGAGACUGGAACCAGGCUGGACGGCCGGGACCUGGUUCAGGAAUGGCUAUCCAUGCACCAGGGAUCCCAGUAUGUUUGGAACCGUGAAGAACUCAUUCAGAAGUCCCUGGACCCAUCAGUGACAUACCUCAUGGGCCUCUUUGAGCCUGUAGACACAAAAUUCGAGAUCCAAAGAGAUCCCUUAAUGGACCCAUCUCUGAAGGACAUGACAGAGGCAGCCCUGAGAGUGUUAAGCAGGAACCCCAAAGGCUUCUACCUCUUUGUGGAGGGGGGCCGAAUCGACCGUGGUCACCAUCUGGGCACAGCCUAUCUGGCGCUGACUGAGGCGGUGAUGUUUGACUCAGCCAUCGAGAAGGCUAGCCAGCUCACCAGUGAGCAGGACACGCUGACCAUUGUCACCGCUGACCACUCCCAUGUUUUCUCCUUUGGUGGCUACACGCUUCGAGGAACCUCCAUCUUCGGGCUGGCCCCCCUCAUGGCUCUGGACGGCAAGGCUUACACCUCCAUCCUGUAUGGCAACGGCCCAGGCUAUGUCGGUACAGGCGAAAGACCCAACGUCACUACCGCUGAAAGCAAUGACCCCUCGUACCGGCAGCAGGCGGCUGUGCCAGUGAAGUCGGAGACCCACGGCGGGGAGGACGUGGCGAUAUUCGCGCGUGGCCCGCAGGCGCACCUACUUCACGGAGUGCAAGAGCAGAACUACAUCGCGCACGUCAUGGCCUUCGCAGGCUGCCUGGAGCCCUACACCGACUGCGGCCUGCCGCCCCCUGCCGGCCAGAGCAGCGUCACCACCCCUGGCCACCCCACCAUAAAAAGCACCACGACAACCCGCCAGACCACCACCCCUGCCCAGAGCAGCGCUGGUAGCCUGGGCUCAGCCAUCAGCCCGCUGGCCUUGACGCUGCUGGCCGGAACCCUGAUGCUGCUAUUAGGGACCACAGCAGAGUCCUAAACUCCAGCUCAUCCAC